Messenger RNA from Cornus florida, 2373 nucleotides. Its product is annotated as cyclin-T1-4-like. NCBI's taxonomy places the organism in Eukaryota, Viridiplantae, Streptophyta, Magnoliopsida, Cornales, Cornaceae. Gene Ontology annotation, molecular function: cyclin-dependent protein serine/threonine kinase activator activity. Bases 330 to 2063 code for a protein of 577 amino acids. The record is from RefSeq and is a predicted model, not a curated record. The transcript has 7 exons. Gene Ontology annotation, biological process: positive regulation of DNA-templated transcription, elongation; regulation of transcription by RNA polymerase II. Gene Ontology annotation, cellular component: cyclin/CDK positive transcription elongation factor complex; nucleus.
GAGUGAUUUUAUGACUGAACAGGAAAAUAAACAAACGCUGGUUUCAAUCGAAACCCUCGUUCGAAAUCAUACCUCACACUGACACAAAAAGAGAAGAGAAGAGAAGAGAAGAGAAGAGAGGCAUUUUGAUUCGAUUCAGGUUCUUAUCCGAUACUUUUUCUAUCGACACGGACGAUUCGUAUCCUUCACAGUUAUAUUAUAAUACUCUCGGCGGUGACGGCGAAUGCCAUGGUAUUUCUACGUCGGUAGUACUGUGCAUAUGUUAGCAUAGCCUCGGACGUGGUAGAUUCCCAACACACACUCAGACAUAUAUAUAUAUAUUUAUACAUAUGGCUGGGUAUACAUCUGGGGUUCCAUCGUCGAUGCAUGGAAUGUUAGAGGGUGGGCCCACCAGUUCUUCCCAGGACAUGAAUCAGGAUAUGGAUAUGGGUGGUGGUCGAUGGUACUUUCUGAGGAAGGAAUUAGAAGAGGAUUCCCCUUCAAGAACAGAUGGCAUCAAUUUAAAGAAAGAGACCUAUUUGCGCAAAUCAUACUGCACGUUCUUGCAGGAUUUAGGCAUGAGGCUGAAAGUACCCCAGGUAACUAUAGCUACAGCAAUAAUAUUUUGCCAUCGAUUCUUCCUUCGGCAAUCUCAUGCUAAGAACGACAGAUGGAUUAUUGCAACAGUCUGUAUGUUCCUAGCAGGGAAGGUUGAAGAAACUCCUCGCCCAUUAAAGGAUGUUAUUGUUGUUUCUUACGAGAUAAUUCAUAAAAAGGAUCCAGCUGCAGCUCAGAGGAUCAAACAGAAGGACGUAUAUGAGCAACAAAAAGAGCUAAUUCUACUUGGUGAAAGGCUUGUGCUUGCAACUUUAGGUUUUGAUCUGAAUGUUCACCACCCAUAUAAACCCCUUGUUGAAGCAAUAAAGAAAUUUAAGGUUGCGCAGAAUGCCCUUGCUCAAGUAGCAUGGAACUUCGUCAAUGAUGGGCUGAGGACAUCGCUCUGCCUGCAAUUUAAGUCCCACCACAUUGCGGCAGGUGCCAUCUUCCUUGCUGCUAAGUUCCUCAAAGUGAAGCUUCCAUCGGAUGGUGAGAAGGUUUGGUGGCAAGAAUUUGAUGUCACGCCACGCCAAUUGGAGGAGGUUAGCAAUCAAAUGCUGGAAUUGUAUGAACAAAAUAGAGUGCCGAUAUCUCAAGGAAGUGAAGUUGAAGGAAGCAUAACUGUUGGGUCAAAUCAUCGAGCAUCUGAAAAGAGUACAGCUGAUGAUGAGGAGCAGUUACCAACAAAUGGUCGUGCUCAAUUAGUUGGAGCAGGUGCAGGAGCAGUGUCUACAGUGAAGAGUGGACAUUCUAAACAAUUCUCAUCUCUUCCAGCAACCGACCAUGCACAUGCCGAUAAUUAUAGCAUGCCAUCAAGAAGUAGCCAGAACGAAAGUAAUGAAAAUGGGAGCACUGAGAUGGGUAGUGUUAUUACUGAUCACAAAGUGGACGGAGAAAUAAAAGAUAAAGAGCAUUCUGAGAAAGUGAACAUGAGAGAAGGUCCAAAUAAAUCCAAGUCUGGAUCUGAGCGUACUGUGGGAGAAGAUCGGGGAAGGAAUGGUGGGACAAAAGAAACCACAGAAGCUGGAGAAUGGGGGGACAAUGGGGCUUUGCAGAAGUCUAGGAAUAUGCAGUUUCGGGAAGGACCACUUGGCCAGUCACCCCAGGAUGCAAUUAAAAUGAUUGACAAGGUGAAGGCAGCACUUGAGAAAAGGAAAAAGUCUCGUGUAGACCACUGGAAAAGGGAGUUGAUGAAUGAAGAUGAUAUGAUUGAGAAGGAAUUAGAAGAGGGAAUUGAACUGGCAGCCGAGGAUGAAAAAAACAGGCAGGAGAGAAGGCAGAGCUGGUCGAAAACUGAGAAUGAGCACCAUGAGGAUGUUGGAGGUGGAAAAUAUCUGGGCAUGAAGGGACAGUCAUCAAGGGCAGAGGAAGUGGAGGAUGUGGAGGAAGAGGAAAUGGUAGAUGAUGCAUUGCCUAUAUUGAACAAUCACAAGAGAAGAGGGAGCCCAUUGGAUAGACAGUUGGAGGCAAAGCGGCGACAUGAUUAAAUCUCCAACUACCACCACAGCAUAGCCUCCAUGAUACCAUAGAAGAUUGACAUGGGAUGAGCCGAAUUGGUUAUGCAGACAGGGAGCACUGAAGGCAAUAACAGGAGGAUUAUCUGAUACAAUAACCAAUUGCUGUAUGUAAUUUAGUUACUUCAUGGUUAGUAUGCCUGAUAAUUUGACGCUGCUGAGUUGUAUCUUUUUGGUAGUUUAAACUAUGGCAUGUAAUGUGCGUUUUCCGGCUAAGUAGGAUCUUGGCCCUUAAGUUCCACCGCUUCUUUAAUUCUAAUUUAUUAAAGCUGCACUUCAUAUA